AUGGCACGCUACUCAGUUGAGCCAUCGCGGCCAACGCGCUCAAGUGCGCGCAUAUCCAAUUCCUCACACCCGCACGCGUCAUCGAAGACGUCCGCCGGAGCUCCCAAUGCCCGCGCUCCUACAUCAGGAGGUCGAGAGCGACCGAUUAUACGAUCUCGGCAAUCACCCGAUCAUUCUCUGAGACUGAAUCAGGCCACAGUGGCUGAUAGAAAAGGUGCAAACGCCGACAGCAGCAGUAUGUCCGUUGGUAGCACUGGUAUGCCUACCGCAGCCUCCAAAAAUAUUGGCAUAGCACAAAACGGUGUACAUCGGGAGCAGAGAAACUCAGAGAACCAGGUUGAUCGCGUCCCAAAGCGGGUCAAGGACAUCAGUCAGUUGUUCCCAGUGCCUCGAGGCUCCGGAUCUCCUUCUAUAUCCACCUCUCACGACGAGAAAAGGUUUGCCGAGCCAACGACCGGAGGUUAUCGUCAUGAGUUCGUGACGCUGGUGCCUUUCGGAUACUCAGACGAGAUCAAAGAAGACCGCAAUGAGUUUCCUCCUCAAAGUCUCAAAAAGGAGGUAUUCAGUACUUCAUUCGAUGUGCAAUCGUCAACAACUCGUAGAACUACACUUGAGACAGAGCUCUUUCAUGAGACUCCAGCGCCAGGUGCUACUGGAACACGAGACGUUGUGCAGUCACAAGGCAAUACCUAUAUGCCACCAUCAAACCAUCAAGCUACCACCACCCGCCUUCUGUCGUCGCCAAUAGUUUCGACAUGCCCACAUCUUCCAUUGCCUCGGGUUGUUGCCGCAUACAACCGAAGCACCCAGAAUCUGCAGCCAACAGGAGCAGCAACAACGGUCGCUAUCUCUCGUGUUUCUACCCUCACGGAAGACCAGAUGAAGAGAGGGUUCCGGCCGACUGCUCCAAUCGUUCUCCACCAGUUGAAUACCAUUGCUGAUUAUAUAUCGCACAAAUCAGAGCUCCUAACCGCUGGAUGGCAACCACCUGCACAUGAUCCUAGCUUCCCCACAACUGAAGCCCAAGCCAGGUUCUACGUGAACCGACUACUGGCUGCACUGACAGAUGUCCAAGUUGCUCGAGACAGCACUGGACCCAACGCUUCGUUCUGGACCCGUUGGCUGCUCAAGAUGUCGAAAGGAGGCUAUCAUUGCACAGACAACGACAUGGCAUCUAUCUGUUGGGAACUUGUUGACAUUGCCAUGACCCUCCAGCUCUAUGGGCCAGAUGCUCUGAAUAUCUACGAUCCUGAUUUGAUAAAGGAGAUCCAAGAAGCCUCUGGUACACGUUUCAAUGAGCGCAUCAUCUACAUGUGCAAGGUGAUGACGUGUUCGAAAGCUCGUUGUAUAUCCUUGAUGCAGGGCGAGCUAGAGAUCUUUGUAGCCAACAUCAUCAAAAUAAAGAAGGCACGCGAGACUAAUGUGAGAAACAACCCGAACCGGAGCAAGAUGAAGGCGGAGCUCAAUUGGCUGAGGGAUGUUGUCCAAACGGGGGCAAGAAAGGAUCGAGUGAAGCCGAAUCAUACUGUAAGCGCUGCUGACACUCUCACCGAAGAGGAUACUUCGAACGAAGGCGGAAUAGGGAAGAGUGGGAAAUUGGCUGGGGAGCAACAGAAGCCAAGAGUAAAAGCAGUACUGAAGAACAACCAUACCCCAGCAUCCACAGACGAUGGCGCCUCUCUCACGCUAUCUUCUGCAGCGACCGGCACUGACAACGAGCGCAUUUUGGCUGACACCAACAACUCAGUCGAUGAGAGCCAAUCACAGUUUGGGAACUUUUUCCCUUUUCAGAUAGAAGCUGAGAGAUACGCAAGAGGAGACACAACUGGCCCACAAUCUCUGCCCAACGACGAUAAGUUUGUCGAGACCUAUCCAAUUGCAGCACAAUGGGUUGGGGCUCGGUCUGAAUCAAUGAGCCUACACCAAUUGGAGCUGAAUCGUACGUUUGCUCGUCCAGCUGCCUUCGAUUCACCAAAUUCGGCUCCCGUAAAUGAGGCCGUUGACGGCGUGGAUUUCAGUGCUGUCAAUCAUGUUCCCACACAUGACGUAUCGCAAGCCUCAGCUGAAGAAGAUGGUGGGACCGACCGCAACGAGGUCGGCCAAUCUUUUCAGUCUCCGCCACGUCAACAGAUCGCAGUGUCCAGCGAAUUCGAACAAUUUCUUGAACCAGCUGAUCUUGUAAACGACUUUACCAUGUUCAUGAACAAUUCCUGGCAUGCGGAGAUCGACGGUGAGAAGGGCGGCUCUUUUGAAGGCUCGAUCAAACGUAAGCGCUCUGAGGAUGAUGAGGUGAUUGACGAGCAGGAUUAUUCAACGCAAGAUGUGAAGCGGAUUUGCCUUAGUCAGCGAAAGCAGACUUGAAGACGAUAUUUUAUGAGGUCUCCGUAACAGUGUGAGACAUCAACCUCAUUGUCUCUCAAGACAGAAGAUAGUUGAAC
Boeremia exigua is the source of this 2438-nucleotide messenger RNA. RefSeq lists its product as uncharacterized. Lineage: Eukaryota; Fungi; Ascomycota; Dothideomycetes; Pleosporales; Didymellaceae. The record is from RefSeq and is a predicted model, not a curated record. Bases 1 to 2361 code for a protein of 786 amino acids. The transcript is spliced from 3 exons.